AUGAGAGAAAUAAUAAGUUUUUUUACCUUUGUGUCCACGCCAUGGUUCACGCCAGAAAUAAAGGAAUUGUCCAGCCAAAAGAAAGAAUUUUAUAUACGGUAUCUACGAAACAAAACUCCAGAGAAUUGGAACAGCUACAAAAAUGAACGAAACAGAGUAAACGCGACGAUAAGAGCGAUUAUAGAAGACUAUUGGGAAAGAUUCACGAAAGGAAUGGAAAGGGACAUGUAUGGAAGCCAGAGAAGAAUUUGGGGAAUGUUAAGGAGAAACAAACAAGAAAUAAAAGAUACAGUACAAACAAACAAAAUUACUAUAGAUCAGUGGGAAACGUACUUUAAAAAUCUAUAUAGGGAAACAGAACAAAUCGAGCAGCCUAUAAUAGACACGGAAGACGACAACAAUAUAGAACUAACGAUUGAGAUGAUAGAAGAUAAUUUUAAAUCCCUCAAAAAUCGAAAGAGCCCAGGUCCUAAUGAAAUCACGAACGAAAUGCUCAAAUACGGCGGACCCAACCUGCAGAAAGAAAUAUUAGCAUUUUUUCAGAACAUAAUUAGUAAACAGAAAAUACCCGCCGAAUGGAAGAACAGCACAACGAUACCCAUAUUUAAAAAAGGUCAAAAAACAGUCCCAGAAAACUAUCGCGGAAUAACAUUAUUAGACAGCACCUUAAAAGCAUUCACUAAGACAAUACUACAGGAAAUCAGUAAAACUAUACAAAUUAGAGACGAACAACAAGGAUUCCGCAAAACCGCUCGACUAUUGACGCAAUAUUCAUUAUUAACAAAUCGUUGA
This is a messenger RNA of Sitophilus oryzae (rice weevil), 792 nucleotides long. RefSeq lists its product as uncharacterized. NCBI's taxonomy places the organism in Eukaryota, Metazoa, Arthropoda, Insecta, Coleoptera, Curculionidae. Bases 1 to 792 code for a protein of 263 amino acids. The record is from RefSeq and is a predicted model, not a curated record. The transcript has a single exon.